AUGUUAAGUAGCAACGGCAGUAUUUAUUCAGUCUCUUAGUAUUUAUGAAAAUAGUCCUCACACUAAAAGAAACAGAAAGUUAAAAAAAAUUCCAGUGGUUAAAGUCAAAAGGAGUAAAGCACAUUAAUGUAUUUUAUAUGUGAGGAUAUUAUACCUAUAAAGCUGGCCAGUAUGAAAAGAAUGAGAAACAUUUUAAUCCCGACCAGUGCUUUGGAAGACCGUUUCAAGGCAGCGUGUUGCGAUUGUGUAAGUGUGUGGGACUAGCUUGACACCUCCUGUGCCUACAUUUUGUGAGAUAGUUGGGUCAGCUGAGGUUGUUUUCCUCCUCCCGACGUCAUGCAAGCUCUUCUACCCCACCACUGGGGUUGUGGCACGAAGCACACGCUGGCCCAGAAGGCUGACCGGGCAGUGCGUUCUCAGAGGCGUCAGGUGAUCGCUGGUGGAAGGCAGCUGCUAGAGGUUCAAGGCAGUGAGUGAGUGUCCCUUCUCUUCUGCUUCAGGACAGCUGGUUAUUUCUCUCACUCCUAAACGAAGUCUUCCUUGCUUAUUGCUUACUGGUAGAGACGAGAGAUUAUGCCAGCGGCUUUUGAUUGACCUAAUGGGCAUUACAUUGAUUUGGUGUCUGGCCUUGGUUCUUAUCAAGUGGAUCACCUCCAAGAGACGUGGAGCUAUUUCCUAUGACAGUUCUGAUCAGACUGCGUUGUACAUUCGUAUGCUAGGAGAUGUACGGGUGAGAAGUCGAGCAGGAUUUGAAUCAGAAAGGAGGGGGUCGCAUCCAUACAUUGAUUUUCGUAUUUUUCAUUCUCAAUCUGAAUUUGAAGUGUCUGUCUCUGCAAGGAAUAUCAGAAGAUUACUGAGUUUCCAGCGCUAUCUCAGAUCCUCACGCUUCUUCCGGGGCACCACUGUUUCCAAUUCUCUAAACAUUUUAGAUGAUGAUUAUAAUGGACAAGCCAAGUGUAUGCUGGAAAAAGUUGGAAAUUGGAAUUUUGAUAUCUUUCUGUUUGAUAGACUAACAAAUGGAAAUAGUCUAGUAAACUUAACCUUUCAUUUAUUUAGUCUUCAUGGAUUAAUUGAGUACUUCCAUUUAGACAUGAUGAAACUUCGUCGAUUUUUAGUUAUGAUUCAAGAAGAUUAUCACAGUCAAAAUCCUUACCACAAUGCAGUCCACGCUGCAGAUGUCACUCAGGCAAUGCACUGUUACUUAAGGGAACCGAAGCUUGCCAAUUCUGUAACUCCUUGGGAUGUCUUGCUGAGCUUAAUCGCAGCUGCCACUCAUGAUCUGGAUCAUCCAGGGGUCAAUCAACCUUUCCUUAUUAAAACUAACCAUUACCUGGCAACUUUAUACAAGAAUACCUCAGUAUUGGAAAAUCACCACUGGAGAUCUGCAGUGGGCUUGUUGAGAGAAUCUGGUUUAUUCUCACAUCUGCCAUUAGAAAGCAGGCAACAAAUGGAGACUCAGAUCGGUGCUUUGAUCCUCGCUACAGAUAUCAGUCGGCAGAACGAGUACCUGUCCUUGUUCAGGUCCCAUCUGGAUAGAGGCGACCUACACCUAGAAGAUGGCAGACACAGACAUUUGGUUUUACAGAUGGCUCUGAAAUGUGCUGAUAUCUGUAACCCGUGUCGGACCUGGGAACUGAGCAAGCAGUGGAGUGAGAAAGUAACAGAGGAAUUCUUCCACCAAGGUGAUGUAGAAAAAAAGUAUCAUUUGGGUGUGAGUCCACUUUGUGAUCGUCAGACUGAAUCUAUUGCCAACAUUCAGAUUGGCUUCAUGACGUACCUGGUGGAGCCCCUGUUCACCGAGUGGGCCCGGUUCUCGGACACGCGGCUGUCGCAGACCAUGCUGGGCCACGUGGGGCUCAACAAGGCCAGCUGGAGGGGGCUGCAGCGGGGGCAGCCCGGCGAGCGCGCGGACCCCGCCCUCGAGCCGCGCCCCCAGCUCCUACCUCAGGAACACCGCGCGUCCUAGCCCCCCACGACGGAGGGGGGCGCUGGAAAUGUGAACC
Messenger RNA from Perognathus longimembris pacificus (Pacific pocket mouse), 2003 nucleotides. It is a transcript of the gene Pde7a, whose product is annotated as phosphodiesterase 7A. The record is from RefSeq and is a predicted model, not a curated record. The transcript has 13 exons. Gene Ontology annotation, molecular function: 3',5'-cyclic-AMP phosphodiesterase activity. Lineage: Eukaryota; Metazoa; Chordata; Mammalia; Rodentia; Heteromyidae. The coding region runs from base 599 to 1966 and encodes 455 amino acids.